Messenger RNA from Emiliania huxleyi CCMP1516, 1587 nucleotides. RefSeq lists its product as hypothetical. Lineage: Eukaryota; Haptophyta; Isochrysidales; Noelaerhabdaceae. Gene Ontology annotation, cellular component: endoplasmic reticulum membrane; Golgi membrane. Gene Ontology annotation, biological process: transmembrane transport. The coding region runs from base 34 to 1191 and encodes 385 amino acids. The transcript has 9 exons. The record is from RefSeq and is a predicted model, not a curated record. Gene Ontology annotation, molecular function: 3'-phosphoadenosine 5'-phosphosulfate transmembrane transporter activity.
AAGACGACCGCCGCCUGCUGGCGCGGCGCCUAGAUGAGCGAGGCAAAAGAGAUCUCGCCCAUCGAACAGCCAGAGUCUGCCACCAUAGCAGCCAAAGACCGCGACGACUCGGUCGCCUCCGAGAUGGAUGGUCGUGACUCCCGGAUAGCAGAGCUGGAGAAGGCUCCUAUGCUGGACCCCGAGAAGGGCAGGGUGGAGAAGUCGGACACGUCGAGCCCAGAGACGCCAGCAGCUGCAAAGAAGGAGGAGAAGAACAAGGCGGCCGACGCGGCCGCGUUCGCCUUCUGCUUCGUCGGGCUGCAGGUCUCCUACCUCACCUGGGGCUUUGUGCAGGAGAAGGUCAUGACCAAGGAGUACACGACUGGCAAGUUUCCGUCAGCCACGUUCUGCGUCUUCUCGAACCGGGUGCUGGCCAUCGUGGUGGCGAUGGCGGCGAUGGGCAUCCAGCACCGCUCGCUCAAGAUCCCCGCUCCCUUCUACGCCUUUGCCCCCUGCUCCAUCUCAAACACCCUCUCCUCCUACGGGCAGUACGAGGCGCUGCACUACGUCUCGUUUGGGCUGCAGACCCUCUCCAAGUCGACAAAGGCGCCGCAGACCGCCGCCCCGCACCCGCCCCACACCCGCCCCACACCCGCCCCGUCACUUCCGCCGCCGCCGCCCCAACACUUCCGCCGCCGCCGCGCCCACACUUCCGCCGCCGCCGCGGCGCCGGGCGACGACAAGACGACCGAGCUGCUCGGGUACGCCAUGAUCGCCCUGUACAUCGGCGCCGACUCCUUCACGUCGCAGUGGCAGACAAAGGUGUACAAGGCGCACCCGGGCGUGGACCAGUUCCAGAUGAUGUUUGGAGUGAACACCUGGUCCAUCCUCUUCACGCUUGCAGCGCUGCUCGCCUCCGGCGAGCUGUGGACCACGAUCGCCUUUCUGAAGCUCAACCCUGCCGCCUUUAUGGACAACGUCACCAUCGCCAUCACCUCCGCCACCGGCCAGCUCUUCAUCUUUUACACAAUCAAGCGCUUCGGCCCCGUCGCCUUCACGAUCAUCAUGACCACGCGCCAGAUCUUCUCCAUGGUCAUCUCAAACUUCGCAUUUGGCCACUCGCUGGGCAUCAGCGGGUGGGCCGCCGCCAGCGUCGUCUUUGCGACGCUCUUCUACCGCGUCUACAGAAGCGCAAAGUCGCGGAAAGGCUGAGCCCGGCUCGGCCGAGUGGCGCGGCCCCCUUCUAUGCCGCGCCCGCUGCGCGAGGAGGAGCGAAGGGGGGGGAGGGCUCUGUGUGUGCUGUCGGAGUGGAGUGUCGGUCAGGGACGCUCUCUCAUGCCGUGUCUCGAUGCCGUGUCCGAAGCACACCUGAGGAUCGGUCGCGUCGAGCCGGCCGUGACUGCUCCUCACGCUCGUGGGGAGUGGGUCGCUGGAGUCGCCGGUCUCGCUCGCAAACUGCGGGCUCCGAGUGGCACUGUCAGUGGGCAGUAUCUCUCCAGAAGCCCCGCGCUCGCGCUUCCCGCCGGGGUCUCGUUGUGGCUUGUGCGUCGCGCGGGUCUUGCACCACUCACGCGUCUCUUACCGUUUUUUGAUCUGCGCACCGCCGGU